AUGAGUGAAUCCUCAACCAUCACAUACCCAACUUCGUUGGACACCCUCUAUAACGAGACAUCACCGCUGAGGGAGCAGUAUGAUUCUGUCAAAUUGGAGGAUGCGCAGAUCGUCCCGAUCCUCGAGCUUCCUCUGGCGCUAGAAGUGCUAGGAUGCAACUCGGCAGAUUCAAGCGCCAUUGACCGAGUGUCCGACGGCGAGUUAUGCUACACUACCUUCGUGACUGAGAAGGCCAAGGCCGUCUCUCAGAUGCCCCUUGACGGACUUUCGCCAGCACAGCAGCAGUCUCAGCUUCUCCAUAUCGGUCUCGCAGCUUUGUUCAGCUUUCUGCAAUCUAACAUUACCGGUCCUCCAUUAGGUUUCAACCCCGCAGAAGUGGUCCUUCCCUCUGCUCUUCGUUCCGAUGCGGCAAAGCUCCGGGCUGUUCGCAGCCACAUUAUUCGGGAGCUCUCGGUAGAUGGUGAGGCGGCUUACAAGCUGACACCGAAUGUCGAACUUUUCGCUUUGGCAAAGGCUUUGCUUGUGGAUGCUGGUAUUCUGAUUGAUGGCCCAUUGAUGGCGAGGGCGGCGAGGUUGCGUGUCAAUUUUCUUCACCAGAAGAUGCUGUCGGAACCUACAAGCACACUACAGGAUGCUAUCUACAAGGACUUGGACGUGUUGAGCAACAUGCUCAUCGGAGAAAAGUCUGUCUUCUCUACCGCACAAGAGAAGGGACGGUUCCUGCUUGAGAGAGCGAUGAUCCAUACACACCAUGGCUUCGACGCCAAAGCUCGCGCCGACCUUGAACAAGCUGCCGCUGUCAGAGGAUUCGAGUUUGCAUUGACAGGAAGACUUGGUAAAAGGACGAAGUUUCAGGAACGUGAUGUCAGCCAGCUGGUCGUUCUCGCGAAGAGUGCCGAGCGUCUGAAGAGCACAGGGAAUGCUGCGCUCCCAGAAGAGACGGAAGACACAAAACAAGCGGGACCCAAGAACUUGGAACUUAACGAUGACACCCUUCUUGAGAGCAUUUCCUUUACCAAGAGUGAUGAAACAUCCCAAGAUAAGUCGAUGACGGUCCAAGAGGAAUCUACGCUUCCUCCAGCAUUGCAAUCCCUGGAUCCCGGUAACCAGCCACUUCUUGAUCCUGUCGACUCCGCUAUUCUACUGGGGCUGGCAUCUGCCAUCACCAACACUUCACCGGAGAACGGUUUGACCCGAGAAGAGACUCACCCAUAUGCCGUUCGUGUACUGGAGGGUGGAAGUUCGAACUGGCAAAUCUACACUCAAGCUUUGUUGGUUCGGAGUCGGGUGGAAGGCUACCGUUCUCGAACGGUAGAAAGAGCUGUGCUGCAGAUGCAAGCUCUAGUCGAUCAGGUCAUCGCAGACACCGCUAGUCUUGAUACUCAGGCGACCGAAAAUACCGAACAACCCACCACCUUCCUCCCAAGACCUGAGAAAUCUGAAUCGGCUUCGGCAGCUGAGAGACUGGAAUAUAUUUGGAUCUUGAGUUCUCCUACUCGAUGGAGCCUUGAGGCCGAGCUGGCUCAGCGAUGGGUCGAUCUUGGAGGCCUGCGGACCGCGCUGGAGAUCUAUGAACGGCUGCACAUGUGGGCAGAGGCUGCUCUUUGCUACGCUGCAACAGAACGGGAAGAAAAGGCCAAGCACAUCGUCCGCAGACAGCUUUACCAACCCACUGGCACAGAUCCCGACGAUGAGAAUGAGAAGUUCGACGGACCCGAGCUGUCUCCUCUUCCAGCCGAUGCUCCUCGGUUACUAUGUAUCCUGGGUGAUAUUGAGUCGGAUCCCUCACUAUAUGAACGUGCAUGGGAGGCGUCAAAUCACAGAUACGCGCGUGCUCAACGGUCGUUGGCCCGUCACUACCUCGCAUUAAGGCCUCCUGCUCUCGACAAGGCAGAGGAAGCCUAUCGCAAGAGUCUUCAUGUCAAUCGUCUCAACCACGGCGCUUGGUUCGCUCUUGGUUGCGUACAACUCGAGCUAGAGAAAUGGGAAGACGCCAUUGACUCAUUCACACGGACCGUUCAGCUGGAAGAUAACGACGCUGAAGCAUGGAGUAACCUUGCCGCCGCAAUCCUGCGCACCCCGAAACCCGGCGAGACCACGGAGAUAGCGGAGGCGCCCCAGCAAUCAAGCGCUGACACUGACGUCGACGCCGACAGCGACUCGGAACCUGCUAAAGCACCAGAGGCCCCUUACAAGCGGAAGCGUGAAGCCCUUGCUGCCCUCCACCGCGCCGCACAACUCAAGCACACCGAUGCUCGCAUUUGGGACAACGUCCUGACCGUCGCCGCCUCAAUUCCUCCCCCAGCCACACCAUUCCGUGACGCCAUCACGGCUCAGAGACGGGUCAUCGAACUACUUGGCGCCAAGAAUGGUGAAAAGAGCGUCGAUAUCCCGAUCCUCAGCAUGUUGAUCGAUCACCUUGUCAGCAGCUACAACUACGAAGAUCUUGUGAUCAAGGUCGACGAGAAGGACGAGAAGUCAGAGCAGGUUGUCCGCAGUGGUACCAUUCCAGGCCAGAUCCUUGCUCUGGUCGAUCAGUGCGUCGUGCCGCUAAUCACUCACUCUGCGCCGCUUUGGCUGCUCGUUGCCCGCGUCGAGCAAUUCCGCGAACAACCAUCUAAGGCCUUCGAGGCGCAUGAGAAAGCCUGGCGUGCUACGGUGGCUUCCUGCACGCAGGGUGCGUUCCAGAUGGGCGACGAGAAGAAGUGGAUGGAUGUCGUGCGUGCCACGGAGAGACUUGUGCGGGAUGGCUAUGCCAAGUUCGGGCCCAUGGACAAAGAGGGACAGCACGAAGGAGAACCCGAGAUGGUGGCCAAAGACUGGCGUUUCAAGGCUCGCAGUGCCGUGAGAGGCAUCCUGGGCAAAGGAAAAGAUUUCUGGGAAGAUUCUGAGGGAUGGAAUCGUCUGAAGGAGCUGCAGACCGAGGUUGGAAGCUCCUAG
Molecule: messenger RNA, 2940 nt
Organism: Aspergillus clavatus NRRL 1
Lineage: Eukaryota; Fungi; Ascomycota; Eurotiomycetes; Eurotiales; Aspergillaceae
Product: F-box domain protein
Exons: 1
Coding region: 1-2940 (979 amino acids)
Molecular function (GO): protein binding
Source: RefSeq, a predicted model, not a curated record